AAAGAACUAAGAGUGAAGGAUUCAACGAAGGGAAUUGAUCGCAAACUAAUAGCCCAUAAAAUUCUACUGCACCAAACUAUAAACUUAAAUAUCAUUUGAUAUCAACAUUGUUUUCAUUGGAAAUAAAAAGAGAGAAGUUAGAAGCGAAUUUAAAAGAAUUGAUGUGUUAGUAGAAAGAAAAUGUUUGAAAACCAAAAAAUCUAAACCAAUGUUUAAGAAAAAUAGAUUUAAGAGACAACGACGUCGUUUUGCGGGGAGUAGAAAAUAUAAAAUUUAAUAGUUAAAAUCCGAAAAUACUAAUAGCAGCUAACGAACUGGUAUUAUUACUAGUUGUACUUCAUUAAAUCAAGAAAACUUGCGAUAAAUAGAUAUUUUUUGAGAAAUUUGACGUUUUUUAUACGACGUUGGCCUGCCUGCACGUUUGCUCAUAUAUUUCGAUUUCAGCCGUUCGUCCCAUUACGAACAUUAAAGGCAAAUCGGCAAACCAAUGCCCAAAGAUAAUAAACCUGGAUCACAAGAGCGUCAAAAAAGUUUACUAUUCACAAACAGCCAAAGCUGUCAUUCGCCUAGCAGUUCUGUGAAUAGUGGUCGCUAUCGCAAAUUUUUUAUACGUGGACGCACAACAGUGGGUGUUCAGGGUUCAACAGCAGCUAGCAGUGCUGCACGUGAACAACGCUGCGCAUUACAAUCAACUCCACAAUAUGCUGGCGCAAGUGCAAGCUUGCUACAUGUCGGAACUGUUUGCAGCGUGUCCGUGGGCUUAAAUUCUAAGCAUCAAAAACUUUCUGAAGUUCAACGAAAGUUCCCUCUUUGGUUGCCGGAGUACAAAACGAACGCUUUUAAUGCUUCUAUGGAUGAAAAAUAUGUUGAAUCGAUUUGGGCAAGCUUAAAAAACGCUAUACAGGAAAUACAAAAGAAAAAUAACUCUGGAUUAUCUUUCGAGCAAUUAUAUCGGAAUGCAUAUAAUAUGGUGCUACAUAAGCAUGGCAAUCGCUUGUAUUAUGGCUUGCGUGAAGUCGUUUCUGAGCACUUAGAACAGAAAGUGCGGCAAGAUGUGCUUGAAAGUUUACAUAAUAACUUUCUUCCUAAGUUAAAUCAAGCUUGGAGUGAUCAUCAAACUUCUAUGGUAAUGAUACGUGAUAUAUUGAUGUAUAUGGAUCGUGUUUAUGUGCAACAACGCGAAGUAGAUAAUGUUUACAAUUUGGGCUUAAUAUUGUUCCGAGAUCAAAUUGUGCGUUAUUCAGAAAUUCAAAAAGCUCUACGAGAAACAUUACUUGGAAUGGUUAUGGACGAGCGAAGCGGAGAAGCCAUCAAUCAUCUAGCGAUUAAAAAUGCAUGUCAAAUGCUUAUGUCGCUGGGAAUUAAUACACGAUCCGUAUAUGAAGAUGACUUUGAGAAACCAUUUCUUGCGCAAUCUGCAUCUUUUUAUAAGUUUGAAUCACAUAAAUUUCUUAACGAGAACAAUGCGGGUGUUUAUAUAAAAAAAGUCGAGGCUCGCAUACAAGAAGAAUCUGCACGUGCGGCCCUGUAUUUAGAUAAAGACACUGAACCGCGUAUCGUUAAAGUUGUCGAGGAUGAACUUAUUAAGAAGCAUAUGCGUACCAUUGUUGAAAUGGAAAAUUCUGGUGUUGUUUAUAUGAUUAAAAAUUCAAAAACAGAGGAUCUUGCCUGUACCUAUAAACUAUUUUCACGUUUAAAAGAAGAAGGUCUCAAAGUAAUUGCUGAUACAAUGUCAUCGUAUUUGCGUGAACAGGGAAGAAUAUUAGUGAAGGAGGAAGAAAAUGGGAAUACGAACCCAAUAACUUUUGUACAGAAUUUACUCGAUUUAAAAGAUCGUUUCGAUCAAUUUUUACACCAUUCAUUCAAUAAUGACCGAUUAUUUAAAAAUGUAAUAUCAGCGGAUUUUGAGCAUUUUUUAAAUUUAAAUCAAAAAUCUCCCGAAUACCUUUCUUUGUUUAUUGAUGAUAAACUUAAAAAAGGAGGCAAAGGUAUGAGUGAACAAGAAAUAGAAACAAUUUUAGAUAAAACCAUGGUACUUUUUCGAUUUCUCCUGGAGAAGGAUGUUUUUGAACGUUAUUACAAAACUCAUUUAGCCAAACGCCUGCUGCUAAAUAAAUCAGUUUCCGAUGAUUUUGAGAAAAAUAUGAUAUCAAAAUUAAAGACUGAGUGUGGAUGUCAAUUUACCUCAAAACUUGAAGGAAUGUUUAAAGAUAUGUCCGUGUCAAACACCAUUAUGGAAGAGUUUAAAAACUAUGUAAAUGUACACAACUUAUCAUUAUCGGGUGUUGAAUUGACAGUGAGGAUCCUAACGACAGGAUUUUGGCCCACUCAAACUGCAACACCCAACUGCAAUAUACCUUCUGCACCACGUGAGGCAUUUGAAAUAUUUAAAAAGUUUUAUUUGGAUAAACAUUCGGGCAGACAGUUAACGUUACAACCACAAAUGGGCACGGCUUAUAUUAAUGCAGUAUUCUAUGGUCGCAAAGUGGAUAGCGAUAAAGAUAAAGACGGUCCUAGUUCAAGCAUGUCAUCCAGCUCAAAUGGUUGCACGGUGCCAACAACAACCCGUAAACAUAUACUACAGGUGUCCACGUAUCAGAUGUGCGUAUUAAUGCUGUUUAAUAACCGUGAUGUGUUAACUUAUGAGGAUAUACAACAGGAAACUGAUAUCCCUGAACGGGAGUUAGUACGCGCACUUCAGUCGCUGUCAAUGGGGAAACCUGCACAACGAUUACUUGUGCGAAAUUCAAAAACGAAGACAAAAGACAUCGAUCCAACAGAUGAAUUUUAUGUAAAUGAUGCAUUUGUUUCUAAACUCCACAGAAUUAAAAUUCAAACUGUUGCCGCAAAGGGAGAGACUGAACCUGAACGCAAGGAAACGCGGGGUAAAGUAGAUGAAGAUCGCAAACAUGAAAUUGAAGCAGCUAUUGUUCGUAUAAUGAAAGCAAGAAAACGUUUACCGCACAACUUGCUUGUAUCAGAUGUAACAUCACAAUUGAAAUCGCGGUUCUUACCGUCUCCUGUUUUUAUCAAAAAACGAAUAGAGGGCCUUAUCGAAAGAGAAUAUUUGGCCAGGACGCCCGAGGAUCGAAAAGUUUAUAUAUAUUUGGCCUAAACACUCAUCUAGCUUUACUCUAAAAAAAAAAAAACGAAAAUAGGAGACGUGAAUAGUAAAAAGGGUCUUAAGUAAAGAAAUAGCUACUUUGUUGUAUUGUUGCAUCAUCUCCACAUAACAUAUGAUAUUGCAAUGGAUAUAUUUACAGCUAACUUUUUCGCCAUUUCUAAUUUCCAGAAUAGUUCCAUGUUUGUAUGCUAAAAUUUCGAUCCAAACAUUUAACUUUGCUCAUCAGUUAUAUUAUUGAUUUUUGUUUUGCGUAAUCCCACUUCUUAAAAAAAUUUCACAUAGUUUUUUAACUUCCUAAUAGAAGAAAAACAUUAACUAUUACAACAGAAUACAAAUAAUUACUUAUUGCAAAAAUUGAUUGGGUUUUUAGUGCAAAUAUCACAACUUUGUCGUCGUUUGGUGUGACUGAUCUCGGUGAUAGUAAUUUUUGUUAAAAUCUGAAAGCGAUAAAUUAAAAUGUACUUUUUACUUCUUAAUUUACAAAUAAGAUAUUAUGGGUGGGCAACGCAUUGUAACGAGAUCAAUUACGAACUUCACCUAUGCGAUGAUAACAAUAUCAAUAAGAACAAAUGAACAACCCAAUGCAUGAAGUCAAAUGCUAGAAGUUCAGAAAGUCCAUUAACUUCAUUUAAUUUGGUGACUUUUUAUUUGGUAAUGUUUAAAAUAUAAUGAAAGGUAUUGAUGAAAAUAAAAUCUACUCAGACCCAAAUAAACUAGCUUAGGGUUUUAUUUCUUUUCGCUUAUUUCUCUUUUAUAUACUACUGGUUUUAAAUGUGUUGCAUUAUUUACUUCGAUAUGGAAAAUAUGACUUAGUUGAAAUGUGAAAUAAUUGAAUAAUGAUACACUAAAAUAUAAUUAAGACAGUAUAUUUUAA
Messenger RNA from Bactrocera tryoni, 3998 nucleotides. RefSeq names its product cullin-3 (gene Cul3). Gene Ontology annotation, cellular component: Cul3-RING ubiquitin ligase complex. Bases 488 to 3115 code for a protein of 875 amino acids. The transcript is spliced from 11 exons. Gene Ontology annotation, molecular function: ubiquitin protein ligase binding. Gene Ontology annotation, biological process: ubiquitin-dependent protein catabolic process; protein ubiquitination. The record is from RefSeq and is a predicted model, not a curated record. Lineage: Eukaryota; Metazoa; Arthropoda; Insecta; Diptera; Tephritidae.